AUGAAAGAUUUUAUGGAUAGAAACGAAAAACAUGUUUAUGAAAAGUAUAUAGAGAAUAAAAAUAAAGAUGAUAAUCGAAUUGAUAAUAAUAAGGGAAAUUUUCAUACAAAUGUAAAUAAAAAUAUUCAUAUGUAUACAAUGAAGAAUUGGUUAAAUAAAAAAGAAAAAGAGAAUAGAAAGAAAAGUUUGUUGAAUAUGAAUAAAACAUAUAAAGAAGAUGAUGAGAGAAAUAUAUAUUAUAAUAAUAAUAAGACUGAUGAGAAUACAUAUAAUAAUGUGGUUGAUGAUAAUUAUAUAAAUAAUAAUAAGAAUAAAAUAAUAUUUCAGCAUUUUCGUAAUACUGAAAGGAAGACAUAUUAUAAUGGUAUGGUUAAAGGUCGAGAAUUGUUAUAUAAAAAUAUAAAAAUGAAUGAAAAUAAGAAUAAUCAAAUAUCGAAUAUAAAUUUAACUAAUUAUUUAUUAGUACCUGAUGAAAUUCGACAUAAAUAUACAAAAACAUAUUUAUUUCAAAUAUCAAAAAGAUUAUUAGUUAUGAAAAAACCAUGGAGAUUACCAAAAAAUGUAGAAUUGCAAAUAAAUAAUGUAUAUCAUUUAUCAAAUUAUAUAAAAGUAUUAGAAAGAAUAGCUAGUGAAUAUUUAAAUGAUCCACCUAUUAAUUAUUAUUAUAGAGGUUUAGAAUUAUAUAAUAAAAAUGUUUUUGCAAAUAUAGAUUAUUUAUUAAAAAAGGUAGAUAUAAAAGAAGAUACUCAAACUUUUCAUUUAAAAAAUCUAAUUAAAAUAAAUGAAUGUUAUUAUGAUUUAAGUACAUUUGGAAAAUCACCUAAUACUAUAUUCUAUCAAUCCUAUAUUAUUUUAGAUAUACAUUCUAAUACUUUAACUUUAGAAGAUGAAUAUGAAAACCUUUUUGAAUCACAAAUAUUAAAUUAUGGAUAUGGAGAAAAAGAAUAUCCUAAUUUAAAAUAUUUAUUAAGUGUCUGUAGUUCUAUUUUAUUUUGGUUAAAUUUUAAUAAAAAAGAUAAUUUCGCAAUUAUUAAUUAUCAUAAAAUUAGUUCUUUUAUUCUUUUGAUUUUUUCUUGUGCUAUGCUAGCCAUUGAUAAUUCCCUAACAUUUGAUCAAAUACAAGAAAUCUUGUAUAAAUCUUCAAAAAUUAAUAAUAAUGAUAAUGAAGAUAAUAAUACUAAUAGUGAUACAUCCUCGAAUUAUUUUUCUAAUAAUAUUCAUAAUAAUUCGGAACAACACAAAAAUAAAAAUAUAUAUGAGGAAAACAACACUACUCAUGGAAUUGAUAUCCAUGAAAAUAAUAAUAAUAAUAAUAAUUAUAAUAUUAAUAAAUAUUAUAUUCGUGAAGAUGUAAAACAGCAUGAUGAUAUUUUGCUUAAUAAUAAUUUAGUACGUCCCAAAUUAUUAUAUAAUGAGAAAAGGGAAGGCCUUGAUGUUGAACCAAAUUUAUAUCUACCCACUUAUAAUUAUUUUGAAAAUACUAACUCGAAGAAACUCCUAAAUAAAGACGAAAAGUGUAGUGAAUCUACAUUAGAAUACAAAAAUAAUUAUGCUCCUAAUUAUAAUGAAAAUAUGCGGCAUACUAUAAAUGUAAAUAGAAAAAAUGUACUAUAUGAAAACGAAUUUGACGAUAUGAAAAAUAAAAAAAGUAAAGAUGAUAAAGUGUCAAGUACAUCUUGUGGUAUGGAUUCAUUAAAUAAAGACACUAAUAAAACAAAUAAUAAAUUUAAGGAUCAUCAUUUCUGGAUCCCGUUUGAUUAUUGGAAGGCAUCUCACAAAAGAUAUUUUUAUUAUAUGUAUGAUUUAAUAAAAAAUAAAAAUAAAAGAGUUGAAAAUAAUACCUUCAAAAUAAAAAGUAUUAUAUUUACAGAUUAUGCGCCUUGUUCGGUUUCUAUUGAGAUUUAUGAAAUUAUUUAUAAGGAUAAUUCUGAAUUGAAUUCGGACUUGCUUUCGGAAAGUGAAACGGAUGUGUAUGAUGAAAGUGAAGAAAAUGAUGAGAUUGAAGAGAAUGAUGAGAGCGAAGAAAAUGAUGAGAGCGAAGAUAAUGAUGAAAGUGAAGAUAAUGAUGAAAGUGAAGAUAAUGAUGAAAUCCAACAAAAUGAUAAUAGCCAACACAAUGAUGAAAUCCAACAAAAUGACGAAUGUGAUGAUAAAUAUAUAAAUACGCAUAAGAUGAAAGGAACCGAUACCAUUUAUGCAAGUAAUCAAAAUUUAAAACAUUAUUCAUUUCAAAAAAACGGGACAGGAAUAGAAUAUGAGGAAAAAGGCCUAUGGGUGUAUUCUGAUAGGGAAAAAAAGUUAGUUCCUGCUCCGAGAAUACCAAAAGAUGAAUUCAAAAGAUGUUCAAAUGAUGAAAACAUUGAUAAUAAUAAUAAUAAUAGUGAUUAUAAUAGUGAUGAUGAUGAUGACGAAAAGCAUUUAUGUGAAUGUUCACUAAAUAAACAUCACGGAAGAAAAAAGAAGAAUAAGAAGAAGAAUAAAAAAAAACAAAAUAUAAAAAAAUUAAGCGUAGAGCACUUUAGUCAAACUGUUUAUCCAAAUGAAAAUAAUAAAAAUAAUAUAAAUAAUAAAAAUAAUAUAAAUAUAAUAAAUAAUAAAAAUAAUAUAAAUAUAAUAAAUAAUAAAAUAUAUAGAAAAAAUUUUAGUUGUAAUGUACCAAGUCUUGAAACCAAACAAGCAAACAUUUUAGAUAUAAAUAAUACACCUAAAAUAGAUUUUGAUAUAUCCCAUUUAAAUCAAAGAAAUAAUAAAAAAAAAAAAAAAAAAAAAAAAAAAAUACAAAGUGAUCAAAAUAGUGUAGUAGGUACAAAUUAUCAAAAGGAUAUAUCUUAUAAUAAUAAAAGUUUAAUAGGUUUAUCACAUAAUAAAAUUAAUAGUUCAAUUAAUACACUUAAUGUAUUUAAUGAAGAUGAUUCGUUAACAUCUAUAAAUCAACAUUCUGAAAUACAUUCUAGAGUAGAAUCAGAAUUUGAUAAAGUUGAAAAAAGUGUAACUCAUUUAUGGAGUAACUCUAAUUUCCCAUUAAAAAAUCAAAUAAAAAAGGUAAGUUCUGUAUUUUCUCCUAGAACUAUUAAUUCAAAUUCAUCUUGUAAAUCUAUUUCCUUUGUGGAUAAGUUGACAAGUUCCAAAAGAGAUGAUUUUAGUUCUGGUAGGAGUAUACAAACAAGUGAAAGCAAAGAAUCCUUUUCUGAUAACAAAAAAAAUAUUAUAUAUGAUCAUUUUGAUAAGAAGGAAAAAAGUUCAUUUUUUUAUAAUAAAUCACAGAUAUUUCAUAAGGAUGAAAAUAAUAUGAAAAAUGACUUUAGUGAGUAUUUACAAAAAAUGAAAUCAAAAAAAAAAGAAACACACCAAAUAGAUAAGCAACAAGAUAUAAAACAAAAUGUAGAUGAAUACUAUCAUUUGAAGAACGACAAAAAAAAAAAUAAUAAAUACAAAUUAUAUGGAUUAUUAAAAAAUAAUUACAUAAAAGGUAAGGAAAAAGAUACUAAUGAUAAUGAAGAACAAAUUAAGUAUCAUAUAAAUCAUGAUAAUGAUAAUGAUAAUUAUUUAAAUGAAAAUAUGAAAAAGAAGAAAAAAAAAAUUAAAUCAGAAGAAAAAUGUAAAACGAAUUCUUCCAAGUGUGGGUAUGAAUAUUUUCUAAAAUGUAAUCCUAUUAAUUAUAAUGUAGUGUCCUCUUAUGAAAAGAAUAAGAAAAAAUAUAUCACUAUUGAUUUUACACAUGAUGCAGAAGGUAAUGUAAAAGAACAUAUAAUAUGUGGUGAUAUUUUGAUAUUAAUAGGACAUAAAAAUAUAGAGAAAUUUCAUAAAGGAUUUUCAAGUUCCUAUUCAUUUCAUACGGGUUUUUUAAAAAAAGGAUCAUCAGAAGUUCUUCAUCUAAAAAAAGAAGAUAUGGAUAUAAAUAUUAAUUAUGAUAAUUAUAUUCCGGAUAAUAUGAAAAUAUCAAUUAUUCUAGAUGCAGCUACAAAACAAGAUUGUUUAAGGUCAUAUAAAAAAAGUUUAAGAAGUAAUAACAAAAUGGAAGAGUUAGAAGCUUUGAAAAAUUUCGAAAGAAGAAAAUCUUUUGUUUUAAAUGAUUCUGCUGAAAGUGUAAUGAAUAUGUUACGUGAUUUUCCUAGUGAAUUUUCUCCAUCAGAAAAAACCUAUGAUUAUUUUGACAAAAUUAAUUCGUUAGAAAAAAUGAUGAAAUGUGCAAAGAAGUCGGACGUAACAAAUGAAAAUUGUGCAUCUACCGAAAAUAAUGAAAGUUUAAAAGAGGUGCUAAAAAAUGAAAAGCAACAAGAACAAAAAAAAGAUUAUGAAAAGGAUAAACAUAAAAUAUAUGACGAAAAUGAUAAACAUAAAAUAUAUGACGAAAAUGAUAAAAAUAAAAUAUAUGACGAAAAUGAUAAACAUAAAAUAUAUGAUGAAAAGGAUAAACAUAAAAUAUAUGACGAAAAUGAUAAAAAUAAAAUAUAUGAUGAAAAGGAUAAACAUAAAAUAUGUGAUGAAAAUAAUAAAAAUAAUAUAUAUGAUGAAAAGGAUAAACAUAAAAUAUAUGAUGAAAAUGAUAAAAAUAAAAUAUAUGAUGAAAAGGAUAAAAAUAAAAUAUAUGAUGAAAAGGAUAAAAAUAAAAUAUAUGAUGAAAAUGAUAAACAUAAAAUAUAUGAUGAAAAUAAUAAAAAUAAUAUAUAUGAUGAAAAUGAUAAAAAUAAAAUAUAUGAUGAAAAUAAUAAAAAUAAUAUAUAUGAUAAAAAAAAUAAUGUGGAAAAAAAUAACAAAAUAGAUAAUAAAACAAAUGUCUAUGAAUCCAUUGUUGAAAAACACUAUUGUGACCAUUCAGAUAUUGAAAAAAAUAAAGGACAAAAAAUUGAUAUACAAUAUAGUAUUGAGAAAAAUCAUUUUGAUAGUAUUCAAAAUGAUCCCCUUGAAGAAAAGGAAGAAUUAAUGAAUACAUAUAAAAAAGGUCAUUCUUUUAAUAAAGUUAAAGAAUUAUAUGAACAAGAGAGUUUAGAUAUAUAUAAUAAAAAGAAUUUAGAUUUUAAUUCGAGAUCUCAUUAUAAUGCUUAUUCUGUUUUUAAUGAAAAGGAACCUACCCUAAAAUAUAAUGCAACUAAUAUAACACAAUUAUUAACAUCUCUAUUUGGUUUUAGAAAUAGAGAUGAUAAAUAUUCAUUAAAUAAAAAACAAAGCAUGUGUUCUUUAUUAACUUCUAAGAAAUCAUAUUCGAAUAUUAUUUCCCUUAAAGAUUAUUUACAAAGACAAUAUGAAAUAAUUAUUAAACCUAGUGAAAAUAUAACAUCUUUUGUUAAAAGCCAUGUCAUAAAAAUAAAUGUGCCAUUAUUAAAUUUUUUGAAAAAAAUAACAAAUCUUUCAAAUAUCAAAAUUCAAUUAUCUUUGAAACUAUGUAAUAAUGACCUUAAUAAAUCAUUAAAUUUUAUUGUCUGUACGUGGGGAAUUAAUAUAUUAAAAAAAAAAAGUCCUGCGAAAUAUUCCUCUAGUUGGAAUCAAAUACCAGAAUAUCGUAGAGAGUUCAAAAAAAUUUUAGGAUAUCAUAAUUUUAGUAGUAAAUCAUCUCUUGACACAUCUAAAUGUGUAAAUAAAUUAGAUAGUGUAAGUGAAAUGGAUAGUACUAAUUAUACGAAUAUUUCCUACUACAAAAUGUUAAAGGAUGUUAAAAGUUUGUAUGAUGAAGGUUCAAAAAAAAGAAUACAUACAGAUGAAUGUAUUUAUCGAAUUGAAGAUGAAGAAGAAGAAGAAAAAAAAAAAAACAAACAAGAAAUUAAUAAUAAUUAUAUUUUAUCUCUUUUAAGAAAAAAAGAGAAAAACGAAAUAGGGAAACGUAUAAUAGAUAGGAAAGAAAAAAUAAAAGAUGAAAAAGAAACGGAUUAUAGUCCUAAGGAUACAUCAUCUGAAGUUAGUACAAGUACAGAUAUGAUGAAAUUUACACAAUUGUGUACAAACAAAAAGGAAAACAAGGAAAAAGAAGAUAAUCACGUACAUCGUAAAAUAACCAAAUCUGAUAUUAUUACAAAUAAAAAAGAGAAACAUGACGUAAAUAAUAUAGAAGAGAUACAAAAGAAUGAUACAGAUAUAUUGAUAAAUAAUGAUGUGAAUAAAAAUAAGAGUGAUAUGUUGAAACGUGCUGAUAAUUAUAUUAUUAGUAAUAAUAAUAAUAAUAAUAUUUCUUUAAAAAAAACAAUUGGAGAAAGUAGCUUUUUUUAUGCUAAAUUACCAAGUGGGGAACUUAUCAAAUUAAAAGUAAACGAUUCGGUGGAAUUAAGUACUCAUGAUAGCAUGCCAUUAUUGUUAGUUGAACCCAUAGAUGAUAUAACCGAUGAAAUGAAAAAGGAGAUAACCGAAUGGAACUCUCUUUCAAAAAUGAACUCUCAAACGUCUAGUAAAGAAAAUACAAUGAGUGAUAAUAAUAAUUUACAUAAAGAUUAUCUUAUUAACGAUUUAGAAGUAAUGUACAAUAAAUUGAAUAAAAAGGGUAGUAUUGAAUCCACAUUUAGUAUGGAAAGUGAAAGAAGUGUAACUUCAAGAUUGUCCCCAUCUAUUCCUGGUGAAACAUUAACAUCUUUAGUAAAUGUGAAGGACAAAAAGGAAAUAAUCGUUGAAGAUAAAAGGGAAGUAAUAGAUGAAGAUAAAAAAAUAGAAACAGUUGAGGAGGGAACAAAAGAAUCAAAAAUUGAGGGCAAAAACGAAAUAAUAGAUGAAGAGAAAAAAGAAUCAAAAAUUGAGGGCAAAAACGAAAUAAUAGAUGAAGAGAAAAAAGAAUCAAAAAUUGAGGACAAAAAGGAAAUAAUAGAUGAAGAGAAAAAAGAAUCAAAAAUUGAGGACAAAAAGGAAAUAAUAGAUGAACAAAAAAUUGAUGAAAAACAAAAUAAUGUUACAAGUGAGGAGAACAAAGCUGCAAACGAUAAACAAAUUAAAGCCAAAGCUAUUGAAGCCUUACUUAAACAAUCAAAAGCAAAAAGACCCCCUCCACCAUUACCUGCUGCAUUAUUAAAAUCUGUCAAUGUUGCAAAGGAAAAACCUGAAAUGAAAGAAGAAGAAAUUGUAAAGACAGAAAAUAAUACGAAAUUAGCUUUUACAAAAAAAGGAGGGAAAAAAAUUCCAGCUCCUCCACCCUUUUUACUAAAAAAAAUGGGAGAUAAAUCCAAGUGUGUUUUAAAAAAAUGCCCAGAAGCUUUUGGUUUGAAAAAAGCAGCUAAAGUUCCAGAAAAACGUCCCCUAGGAAUAAAAUUACAUUGGCAAUUAUUACCUACUCAUAAAAUUGAAGGUACUGUUUUUAAUGAAAUAAAAACUCAAGAAGUAAAGUAUAAUUUAAUUGAUACGAAAGCGGUACAUAAAUUAUUUGCAAGGGUAAAAGGAGAAAAGAAGAUUAUAAAAAAAAGUGUAGAUGAUAAACAGGAAAAACCAGAAGAAAAAUUAGUUACCGUAUUAGAUAGGACAAGGGCACAAAAUAUUGGUAUUUUAUUAAGAUUUCCAAUGAGUACUCAAGAAAUUGUUGAUAAAAUUAAUUCUUUUGAUCUGACGGAUUUGAAUGUAGACUUUUUACAAAAAGUAUUACAUAUUAUUCCAUCAAAAGAAGAAUGUGACGGUAUAUUACAAAAAUUAGAAAAUGAAAAAAUAAAAACAGAACAAUUCAGAGAUGUUGAAAGGAAAUUAAUACCAUUUGUAUAUCUAGAUAAAUGUCAAAGUAAAAUACAAAUAUGUUUAUUUUCUUUAAAAUAUGAUAAAAUGAUUAAUGAAAUAAAUAAAGAUUUAGAUAUAUAUGAUAAAGCUGUAAAAGAAGUUAGAUCCAGUAUACGAUUAAGAUCUUUAUUAAAAGCUGUUUUAAAAUGGGGAAAUUAUGUAAAUUAUGGUAUAAAUGAUAAUGAAGAUUUAGUUGCUUUAGGAUUUACUUUAUCAUCUGUUUUAAAAUUAAGUGAAUUUAAAUCUUCCAUUGAUAGUAAAAUAACAUCUUUACAUUAUAUUACCGUAACCUUAUGUAUGUAUCUUCCAAAUCUAAAUAUGAACUUAUUAGAAAAUGAUUUGUUAUCUGUUUUGACAGCAUCAAAAAUGUCUUCGGAAUCUAUAGAUAUUAUUUUCUCUUCCUUAGAAAAAGAAAUUACUUAUAUUAAGGGGCAAUUAAAAACCAACUAUGAAGAAAAAUUUAAGGAAAAAAUGGUAUCCUUAUUAGAGGAUAGUGAACAAAAAUAUAAUACAGCACAAAAACAAUAUGAACAAACUAAAAAAGAUGUUAAGGAAUUAGGUAUAUAUUUAGGUGAAGAUAUGCCAAAGAAUGGUAAUUUAGAAAAUAUUUUUAUAAUCUUAUCAUCAAUUGUAGAUAGCUUUACAAAAUGUUAUAAAGAUAUUUUAGCUAACCCGAAAAAAUUUUCAAUCAUGUUAAAUGAAGAAAGCUUGUUAGAUGAUUAUUAUAAUGUUUUCUGUAAAGGUAAAAAACGACCUAUCAUAAAAAUGAAUAGUAUUUCUACAAAUUCAGAUACCAAAGAAGACGAUAUGAUCAAAAAUAAAAGUAUCCCAGAUAUUAAAAUAAAAAUUAAUAAAUCAAAAAGUGUCAGUGUAAAAAAAAAUGACCACGGUAAAAGUACCAUGUUUCAACUAAGAAAUCAAUUAAUGCAAGAUAUACAAAAUAGAUCCAUUUUAAAAAAAUCAUUGGUAUUUCCUAAUACAUCAGAAAAUGAAUCUUCUUCGAUUCAACCUUCUCAGCAAAAUGGAGUGGAUAAUAGUAUAGCAAAAAAGGAAGCUGAACAAAAUAUUAAAAAGGAAGAAGAAUUAAAAAGUGAUAAUGGCAUCAAAAUAAAGGAAGUCCAAACGUUAAAUGACGAAAGUAAAAAUGUAAAUGUUAAUAACACGAUGAAUGAUGUGGUAACUGUGGAAAAUAAGUCUGAUGAGAAGCAAAAUAAAGAUAUCAAAGUGGAAGAUAUAAAAAAUACAUAA
Molecule: messenger RNA, 8925 nt
Organism: Plasmodium falciparum 3D7
Lineage: Eukaryota; Apicomplexa; Aconoidasida; Haemosporida; Plasmodiidae
Gene: FRM2
Product: formin 2
Biological process (GO): actin cytoskeleton organization
Cellular component (GO): cytoskeleton
Molecular function (GO): actin binding
Source: RefSeq, a predicted model, not a curated record